Messenger RNA from Aaosphaeria arxii CBS 175.79, 1425 nucleotides. Its product is annotated as MFS general substrate transporter. Gene Ontology annotation, cellular component: membrane. Gene Ontology annotation, molecular function: transmembrane transporter activity. The coding region runs from base 1 to 1425 and encodes 474 amino acids. NCBI's taxonomy places the organism in Eukaryota, Fungi, Ascomycota, Dothideomycetes, Pleosporales. Gene Ontology annotation, biological process: transmembrane transport. The record is from RefSeq and is a predicted model, not a curated record. The transcript has 3 exons.
AUGACUGACAAGAAUGGAGGUCUUCAUCUGACCACUGUUGGUGCUGAUGUUGAUCUCUCCGAGAUGUUCGGGGAAGACAGACAAAAGAAAGAGAAAGAGCUUGUUCGCAAAAUCGAUCUUAGGAUGAUGCCAUUGAUGAUGUUGAUCUACUUGGGUCUGCACGGAACACAGUACAAUACGAUCAUCUCGAUUUUCUUCGUUGGCUACAUCCUAACCCAAAUUCCAACGAAUAUGAUCUUGAACAAGAUGCGUCCAUCGAUCUUUCUUCCAGUGAUAAUGUGCUUGUGGGCUGGUGUAAGUGCUGCCACAGGUGCAGUGCAGAACUACCCGGGGAUGAUCGUGCUGCGAUUUGUUCUAGGCUUCGUCGAGGCUCCUUUCUUUCCUGGUGCUCUAUACCUCUUCAGUUCCUGGUACACGAAGCGCGAGCUUGCAAAGCGCAUAUCUAUUCUUUAUGCCGCUGGCCAAAUGUCAGGUGCAUUUGGCGGUCUCCUCGGCAGCGCUAUUAUGUCUGGAAUGGAUGGAAAGGCAGGGCUUCCCGCGUGGAGAUGGCUGUUCAUCAUUGAAGGUGUAGCCACUUUCCCCGUGGCUGCCAUUACCAUUUGGGUUCUUCCCGAUUACCCCGCUACCACCAAGUGGCUCUCCGAAGAUGAGAAGAAGCUGGCCGUCCUGCGACUUGCUGAGGAGGCGAACCAGGAGGAUGACCGAUCCGAUGUCUCAUCAUGGGACGGGCUAAAAAUGGCAUUCGCGGAUCCGGCCUUGUACUUGAUCUGGUUCAUGCAACUCGGUCUUAACACAGCAGCAGCAUUCAUUAACUUCUUCCCAUCAAUCGUCGCUACUCUCGGAUAUGGACAAUCUACGACUCUGUUGCUAUCCGCGCCUCCAUAUGUCUUUGCGGCCAUUCUCGGCAUCUGCAACUCAUGGCAUAGCGAUAGCACAAAGGAACGAUACUGGCACGUUGUCUGGCCUCAGGUCUUCUGCAGCAUAGGUUUCAUCAUAUCCGCUUCCACGAUGAACCUCGCUGCACGCUACACCUCUACGUUCCUCAUGAUGUCAGUUUACGGCUCGUUCGGUUGCAUUCUCUCUUGGGUAUCUACCAGUCUACCACGUCCACCGCCUAAGCGAGCCGUGGCGUAUGCCGUCGUCAACGCCGGAUCUAAUUUGGCCUCCAUCUAUGCCUCAUACUUUUAUCCCAAGUCGCAGGGUCCGAGGUAUUGGCAGGCAAAUGUAGCAAAUGUUGCUUUUUCGGGAAUGUGUAUAAUUCUCGCGACAACGUUGAGGUUCUGUCUCAGUAGAAGGAACAAGGAACUUGAUACUGCGGCUCAAGAGGACAUUCACGCCGGGAUCACAUGCCAACACGGAGGGUCCAAGGCGGCUCGGGUUGCGGCAAAGUGGCAGUGCGAUCCUGAGUAUCGUUACACUUUGUAA